CAAAACAAAAGAAUAGCAAAAGCUACUUCAAUAUUAUACAAAAGAUGUAUUAAAAUUUUUGGUUAAUUUCGGUACCCCAUUAUUCAAAAACCGUCGAACCGAUCAAAGAAUGGAGUGCGAAAAAUGUGAUAUCACCAGCAAUGCCGGUGACCAUAGGCUUAAUUUGACACGGAGUCUGUCGGACCUUAAACCGGAAACCACUCUGGAGAUGGAGAUUGAUGAGGCUCUGUCCUCCAGUAGUGCCGAUGACACUCCGCCGGGCAUGAUCGUUGUGGAGACCCGCAUCAGUUCCUGGCAGAAGGUGAAGUGCUAUGACAAGGAUGGUACGACAGCAGAUGCGGAGGAUCCACAGAUACCGGCCUGCUCCCUGGGCCUAAAGCCAAAUGUUCAGUUCCAGAAGCUACCGCACCCAAGUCAUCCUCUGGUCAGCACCGAGGCCGUCCUGGCCGCCGCCACCAGCUCCUCCUAUUCCGCUGGCCCACCCAAAGCCGCGGCCACAGACUCCAUUGCCACGUUGCGGCACUGCGUCGAUGGUGCCACCCAGUGCAAUAACCUGAAUUACGAGUCCGCAUCCAACGAAUCGAUGCCCUCGGUGGGAUCGCUCGUCUGUCGCAUUUGUCACAAUGCCGAUAAUCCCGAACAACUCGUGUCGCCGUGUUUGUGCAAGGGCUCGCUGACAUAUGUCCAUGUUCACUGCCUGGAGUGUUGGAUUAGCACCUCGCGCUGCACCACCUGCGAGCUGUGCCAGUUCCAGUACAAUACGGAACAGACUCUGCGGUACACCUGCCUGCAGUCGCUGCGCCUGUGGUACUCAAGGGCCAUGAGUCGCAGGGCACUGCAGGAGGACUGCCAGAUGUUCUCGCUGCUCACCUUGGUGGCAUUCGGAAUUAUCGGUACCCUGCUGGUAGGCAUCCAGUACUACGCCCUGCACACCCACUCUUGGGGACUGAGUAAGCUGUGGACCAAGUCCUGGAUGCUGUUCUUCCUGUUCAUGACGAUCACCGUUUACUUUGCUAACAUUUACAUGCUGAUCAAGUCCCAGCUGACGCCAUGGUAUCGCUGGUGGCAAUCUGCGCGUGACAUUAAACUUAUCCUGGAGAACCGACGACCGUUUCCGAACCCAAGCCGCUUUUUGCGGUCAUUUCAAUUGGAGACGGUAUCGACGACAGCCUCCAUGUACACCCACCACGAUCAGCAGGAAGCACCAGUGCCCAGCUCCUCGCCGGUCAUCGUGAUCACCUCCAGCGAGGAGGAGACGGAGGAUAAGUUGGCCCACAAAUGGGGAACGCGGCUGGACAGUGAAGUCCUGGCCGCAGUAGUGGCAGCCACCGUGGAAUCGAUUGCUGACGCAAGUGCCCGCGAGAGCGACAAACAGGACGAGGACUAGCAGCAGCAUUCAGUUGCAACAGCAACAACGACAACCGGAUGGCAGCAACUAAAGUACUGGACUGGGUCUCGAGGGGAUCAGGACGGAUAGCAUGAUAGCAAAGGUCUGGGCAAGUAAUUAAGACUCAAGGGCAAGGAUUUUGCUGGGCUUUCGUUGUUUGAGUGUCAUUUGUUUAAUGUAGUUUCAAUGACUUAAAUUAACUUACUCUCUCUCGCGAUGAGAGCUCGAAAUAAAUGGGUAAAAUUG
This is a messenger RNA of Drosophila melanogaster (fruit fly), 1633 nucleotides long. RefSeq lists its product as uncharacterized. The record is from RefSeq and is marked reviewed. Gene Ontology annotation, molecular function: zinc ion binding. Lineage: Eukaryota; Metazoa; Arthropoda; Insecta; Diptera; Drosophilidae. Gene Ontology annotation, cellular component: membrane. The transcript is spliced from 6 exons. The coding region runs from base 110 to 1387 and encodes 425 amino acids.